Peronospora farinosa is the source of this 360-nucleotide messenger RNA. NCBI's taxonomy places the organism in Eukaryota, Oomycota, Peronosporomycetes, Peronosporales, Peronosporaceae. The record is from the annotation of a GenBank genome assembly.
AUGCGCUUGAGCUUGUUUCUCCUGCUCGUGACUCUCACCUGCAUCGCUUGCGACAGUAUCGUCGCAAGCUCAAAAGACUUGAUCCAAGUCAAGACCGUGGAUACGAAUUCUCAACACGAGCGGACGGAUGAAAUCCAUCGCAAGCUAAGGAAAGGGGGAGUGGGCGAAGUCGUGGGGGGGGCACAGGGAGGCCGAUUAAAAGCUCACAGAGACGUUAGGAAACAUCAAAGGCGGGGCCGAAACUCUCGUGCCCAAUGCCGAUGUUAUGGCCAAGAAAAUAGGCGUUUUGGAGAAGAUGAAAGGCUACUCUUCGUCUGCUAUGAAGCAGUUUAUAGCUCUCCUAAAGAAGAUCUACGGUAG